Molecule: messenger RNA, 741 nt
Organism: Debaryomyces hansenii CBS767
Lineage: Eukaryota; Fungi; Ascomycota; Pichiomycetes; Serinales; Debaryomycetaceae
Source: the annotation of a RefSeq genome assembly
AUGAUUUACUCACCACUUGAGCAAUUCGAAAUCAAACCUUUAUUAACUGUUAAUAACAUAUUAACAUUAAGUGUAAAUAACUAUGUUAUAUACGUAGCAUUAGUUGUAACUUUAAUAUAUAGUUCUGUAUUUUUAUUAAAUAGAACUUAUUUAGGAUUUAAUAGAUGAGGAGUAGCCUUAUUAGCUGUUUAUGAUACAAUUUUAAACAUGGUUAAAUCACAAAUAGGAGCUCGUGGAGGUAUAUACUUCCCAUUUAUAUUUACAUUAUUUACAUUUAUAUUAGUUGCUAACUUAGUUUCAAUGAUACCUUACUCAUUUGCUAUAUCUGCUCAAUUAGUUGCUAUUGUUUCAUUUAGUUUAUCUUUAUGAUUUGGUUGUGUUUUAAUGGGAUUAAGCAAACAUGGAUGAGGUUUCUUUGCUUUAUUUGUACCUGGUGGUACUCCUUUAGCUUUAGUUCCAGUUUUAGUUUUAAUUGAAACUUUAUCUUAUAGUUCUAGAGCUAUUUCAUUAGGUUUACGUUUAUCUGCUAACGUUUUAUCUGGUCACUUAUUAAUGUUAAUUUUAGGUACUUUAAUAUUUAAUUUAAUGGGUUCUUCUAUAUUAGGUUUUAUAGGUGGAUUUAUACCUGUUAUAGGUGUUAUUGCUAUUGUUGUUCUUGAGUUUGCUAUCGGUAUGAUACAAGCUUAUGUAUUUACUAUCUUAUUAAGUAGUUACAUUAAAGACUCAGUUUACUUACAUUAA